This is a messenger RNA of Trypanosoma conorhini, 405 nucleotides long. RefSeq lists its product as uncharacterized. The coding region runs from base 1 to 405 and encodes 134 amino acids. The transcript has a single exon. The record is from RefSeq and is a predicted model, not a curated record. NCBI's taxonomy places the organism in Eukaryota, Euglenozoa, Kinetoplastea, Trypanosomatida, Trypanosomatidae.
AUGCUGCAGUGGCUUUGGGCGUGGAGCCGAGGUUGGGGUGGCGCGCAGACGCUGCGUGCGCUUCACAGCUGGUUUCACCGAGGCGGUGGUGAUGUCGAGGCAAGCGGUGACGAGGAGGGAGAGUCCGUUCUGGAUGCCAUCCUACGGUCCCCGUCUUCUGAAGACGCUAGCCCGGGGCACAGACCGGGGUCUCAACGUGUAGGGCUGACAAAUUACGGCAAAGCACAUGUUUUUCUCGGCGAUGACGCAGAAACUAUCUCGCAGUCAUUUGCGGGUGUGAACGAGGCGGGGCUGUGCGUUACCGACGCGGGUGACUCGGUGUCAGCGCGGGUCGUCGACGUUCCCGGCUCCGUGUCACGGGAAUUAUUGCGCACACACUGCCUGGAUACGUGGAGUCUGACAUGA